UUAUCAACUUUUCUGAAGGGUUCUUCGGGUGCAAACUUAUAAAUCUAGUGUCAGUCCUUUUCAAACAUUCGCAUGCUGCAGUUCCCCACUUUUAAAAUGUUUGAAUUUGUUCAUUUUUUUUGGUACGCUUUUGUUGCCUGCAACCUGUACGGAAUGGCUAGUUCGGAGAACGAUGCCUGCUCACGGUGUAUAUUAACAGACGCUCCUCUGCAAUGCGGUGCCUUUGUUCAUGCGGCAUUGCACCCACUUUACGAUGACAUUACUAGUAUCCUGGCGACACAGAAGGAAAUCCUGGCGAUACUGGGCAGCACUCAAAAAGGAAAAGUAACCAGUUUUGACGGAACACCGCAGAAGCUGGUUGCGAUCGAAAAAGAAACACUGGAGGAGAAAAAAAUGCCACCGCCUGGCUUUCAGCAGAUCGGGAAAAGAUAUUUUUAUAUUGAACAUAAAAUUGAACUUAAUUGGAAUGAAGCUGAAAACUUCUGCAAGGAAAAGGGAUGCCAUUUGGUGGAUUUCCAGAGUAAAGAGGAGUUUGUCGGCAUCCGCGAGAUACUUAAGAACGAUACUUUUUACUGGACUGGCAUUAACGAUCAAGCCAAAACUGGAAAGUUCGUUUCUGUGUCCUCUGGAAAGCCAGUCACAUUUUCCAAGUGGUAUAAGGAAAACCAUCUCCUUUCGCUACAAAGCGGGCUCUGCGUUGCUGUGCGUGGACGCCUUUUAUCUAGUUGGCCAUGCGAUGUUUCAAGAUUUCAUUUUAUUUGUCAGGCAGUUGAUUACUAAAACCAAAAUAUUAUUAAAUCUUAGUACAAUAAUGUAAUAAUAUAACGUUAAUCACUUGAUACUGUCAUAUUGUUGUAUAUAAAGAUUUUAUAUAUUCAUAUAAUUACAUAUUUUAAAAUGUAAAAUAAAAGUGUAUUUCUUUUACAUCAAUUCUAAAUAAAAAUUAAAAAAAUAAAGUUCGAACCAAAUUAGGCUAGUAAGUAAACUAAAAUAUAUCAGUUUAAAAUUGUUUAGUUUAUUAGUGAACAGUACAAAAAUA
Drosophila elegans is the source of this 1039-nucleotide messenger RNA. Its product is annotated as accessory gland protein Acp29AB-like. NCBI's taxonomy places the organism in Eukaryota, Metazoa, Arthropoda, Insecta, Diptera, Drosophilidae. The coding region runs from base 73 to 780 and encodes 235 amino acids. The transcript has a single exon. The record is from RefSeq and is a predicted model, not a curated record. Gene Ontology annotation, biological process: biological process involved in interspecies interaction between organisms. Gene Ontology annotation, molecular function: carbohydrate binding. Gene Ontology annotation, cellular component: external side of plasma membrane.